Molecule: messenger RNA, 1092 nt
Organism: Aureobasidium musti
Lineage: Eukaryota; Fungi; Ascomycota; Dothideomycetes; Dothideales; Saccotheciaceae
Source: the annotation of a GenBank genome assembly
AUGUCCAAGAAGUUUCUUGAAGCUUUUCCGCCUCUGGAAGUCCUCUCGUUCAGUGUCAGUCGGGAAGAUGCGUCUACGACUACCAUACCUGCAGCUCAAUCUCCAUCUAGUCUUGAAGGUGCGACGACUUCUCAAAGUCGUAUAUCCCGAGCACAGGCGAGAUACGAAGAUCUGAUCGCACAGAGAAAUGCUUUUGUAGUGGUGCGUGAUCGCAGGAUCAGGCAAGCAGAGCGAAAACGCAACUAUUAUGAUAGUGAUUUCGAAGAAACGCCGGAAGUCGAAGAAAACGUGGACAACGAAGAACGUUCGUUCCGACCUCCAUCACCAGCUGUUCCUCCUAUAAUGGACGAAGUCGCAUCAGACGGUUAUGCUUCUUCUUGUGACGAGCAUGAAAUCCACCGCGCCAUCAUACAUUCAACCAAGAGGAUGAAGCCAGCAAAGGUGAAAAAGGGCUUCUUGAUACAGGCCAAGUUGGUAUUGCGAGGGCCGAACGGUGCCACAGUCAAUGCUGUCAAUGGUAAGCCGGGUGUGACGCGCACACUUCGAGUGCCUGCCAAUACCAGCUUCCGGCAACUUGUUGAUGUCCUCAACACUGCAUUCGGAUGGGCAGGAGACAAAGAAUGGGAUCUUUUGAUCAGUACAAAUUUAGGCAAGUGGUCCACUGUCGAGCCGCCGCUAUCGCAGUUCGUCGCCAGGGUCACGAAAACUGUGACANNGCAAAGUUCAAGCUGUGCCGUGCCGGAUGAGCAGGAGACUUAUAUUCGAGCAAGGGAGAUUCGACUCUUUGAUGUAUGGGGUCGUCAUCAACCACGGCAAUGUCAAAACCUUCAGGUCUGGUAUAAUUACCAUGCAGGCAGUCAUUGGGCGCAUCAGAUCUCUUUCCUAGGUGAAGCAAACGAUAGACUCUUCGAAGCUUCAAGGAUGGAAGAAGAUCGGAAAUAUUGGUGUAUCGCUGGUGAGGGACAUGCACAUCCUGAAGACCAUCCUGGUAAGCUUGACAAAUGGAGAGGGAAGACAAACCUGUGGGCGUGGGACAUGACAAAGAUCAACAAGGACUUAGGUGUUCUGGAGGAGAGCUCCUUGCAUAGGUAA